Messenger RNA from Raphanus sativus (radish), 2313 nucleotides. RefSeq lists its product as uncharacterized. The coding region runs from base 155 to 1831 and encodes 558 amino acids. Gene Ontology annotation, molecular function: DNA binding. Lineage: Eukaryota; Viridiplantae; Streptophyta; Magnoliopsida; Brassicales; Brassicaceae. Gene Ontology annotation, biological process: regulation of DNA-templated transcription. The transcript has a single exon. The record is from RefSeq and is a predicted model, not a curated record.
UUCAUGCCACAAUCUUUUUUUUCUUUUUCCUGUAACUAACACUCAUUAUACCCUCUUUGCUGCUCUUUCAGUAACUUGACCGUGUUUGUUUCCUUGGAAAAGCUCUAAUUUUUUUUUUGGUGUUCUUCUUUACAUUAAUAUAAAUAGGUGAAUAAUGAAAGGGACUCAAAAGACGCAUUUCAAACCCACAAACAUUGAGCUCCUCAACAUCCUUGAGGCAAGAAUCGUAAGAGACGAAAGAUGUAGUUUCAUAACCGACAUGCAGAGUCUGUACGAGAGAGAGCCGUGGCUUCUACAGCACGUAAGACAUGUUACGUUCAAAGACAACGAAUGGUUUUACUUCGUGAGGAGGAAUAAACGUCCAGGGAUGACAGCUGACUCGAAGAGACCGAGCAGAAAGGUUGCUGAGUCAGGUAUGUGGAAGACGACUGGUAUGGUGAUUCAGGUAAAGAAUCAAGAUGGAGUUAUCGUCGGUUGUAGGAAGAAUAUAAGCUUCAAAGCCGAUUGCGAUACAGUGAAAGAUGGGAUCACGACUGGUUGGACGAUGCAUGAGUUUAUUUUAGAUAGACCGUGGUUUCAAGAAGUGGUUCUCUGUAGAAUCCGGUUUUUUAAGCGUAAAGACAAUGCUCAAUAUGCUCCAAGAUUCUUACCUAUAGUGAUUGGACGUGAACGGGAAGACAGUAUUCAUCAUGGUGUCGCUGCUGCUGAUGAAGAACUUCAAUACGUGGACGCUCCGGUGGAGACUCAUCAAGAUCAAGGCAUGGAGCAGUGGACUGGAUCUUGUUCUCAUGAGGUUGCCUCAUACUUGGCUAGUCAGCAGAUUAGGGCACAAGACUUAAACUAUCCAAUGUUGAAUGGAGGCAUGAUGCAGCAUCAAGACUUUGGGCAAUAUGGUCAAGGUUUAGGACAAGAGACGACGGAUUCUCUGCAGGUUCCAAUGAUGAUGAGUCAAACCUUCAACGAUAGACAACAGUGGAAUGGGUAUUCUGGUUCAUCCUCGGCUAAUCAAGACAUGGCUCCAGUGACACAAGACAUGGCUGUUCAAGGUCAACAACUAUCAGUGAAUGGAAGCAUGGAGCAACACCAAGACUCUGGUUCUUUUGGUCAGGUAUCAGGAAAACUUUUAGGUCAGCAGCAAAAUCAUAUUCGUGGAGGACAAGCAAGCUCUGUCUCACUUAUGGGGGACCACCAGCAGCAAUGCCAGAACCUUUUUGGGGGACAUGUGACGGAUCCUUCACACUCGGCUCAAGCCAAGGAGCAGCAGCAGGAACUGAAUGGGUAUUUUGGUCAAUACUCAGUUCAACCAUAUGAUCAAGGCAUGAUGGAGAAUCAUGACUUUGGCUCUUCUGCUCUAGGUUUUGGACAGAAUAAUGAUCUCUCAGCUCCCAUAGAACUUGUUUCUCAGCAAAAAGAUUUGGGAGAAGACUCAAACUUAUCUCUUACUCAACAGCAAAACCAGACGGUUCCUACGAAGACUCAACAACUACAGCGUGGCAGUGUCACUGAUCAGCUACAUACUGAGGCACAAGACAAUGUUCCUUUGAUUAAUCAAACCAUGGAAGCACAAGCCACAGGCCUUCCAGCGAACCAAGGUAUAGAUGAGUCACAUGGAGGCAUUGUUGGCUCUCCUACUUUUAGCCAAUUGUAUCAAGAACUUCUUGGAGAGGAAGAGAUGGAUUCAGAGAUGGAUGACAUUAGGAAUGACUUUUUGAAUGAGGAAUGGGUUCAAAAGCUUGGUAAAAACACACCAGAGGAAGAAGCUGAGUUAAUGGAUGAUUCCACAAACUGUGAAACUUUUGAGUCUUUCUUGGACUCCUUAUUGUCCAAGUAAAAACAAUGUAGUUUAAAAUUCCUUAUCAUUCAUGGAUUCAUGACUCAUUAGCAGUUUGAAUAAACUAAAAAAACUUUUGUGUUUAUGUGAUUUAGGUUUGACAAUAUGUCCCAUUACAUCUAUGUGAAUGUCAAUUAUACUUGUCGAACCAUACCAAUAUUUUUUUAAAAGAAUGUUAAACUUAUUCAAGCAAAAAAAAAAUCUUUUUUUAUAUUUGUUGUUGCAUUGUAUCUAAGUUUUUGUUUAGAAAUAAAGCACUAUCUUUUCUCUGUGUUGUGUCAAACCGGAUCAGUAUUUAGUAUGGUUGGUUAAUGAAACAGAGCACUAGUGUUGUUCUUAGAACUAAGUGCUGAAAUGUACAAAGCUGGGGUUUCAGAAACAUGGAAGCUUACAUUAUAUUUGCCUUAGCAGAAUUUCUAUGGUUCUCUCAGGACAGAACCUGGCUUGGCUUCACCAUUGCCUCUCUUCAGUCCCUUGCCAAA